Pleurotus ostreatus (oyster mushroom) is the source of this 1992-nucleotide messenger RNA. RefSeq names its product Nucleolar GTP-binding protein 1 (gene NOG1). Gene Ontology annotation, molecular function: RNA binding; GTP binding; GTPase activity. The transcript has 9 exons. Lineage: Eukaryota; Fungi; Basidiomycota; Agaricomycetes; Agaricales; Pleurotaceae. Gene Ontology annotation, biological process: ribosomal large subunit biogenesis. The record is from RefSeq and is a predicted model, not a curated record. Bases 1 to 1992 code for a protein of 663 amino acids. Gene Ontology annotation, cellular component: nucleolus.
AUGUCGACAAGCGGGCUGAAGGCGAUCGCGCCAGUGCCCACAGCGGCGGACUUUCUGGACAUCGUCUUAUCCAAGACCCAGCGUAAAACACCCACUGUCAUCCAUAAAAACUUCAAAAUCAGCCGUAUCCGCAAUUUCUAUAUGCGCAAGGUUAAGUUCACUCAAGACUCAUUCGAUGAAAAACUGGGCGCGAUAUUGACUGAAUUCCCGAUGCUGGAUGAUCUUCAUCCUUUCCUUUCGUCACUUAUGAACGUGUUGUACGACAAGAAUCACUACAAGCUUGCACUUGGACAACUUAGAACCGCUCGCCAUCUCAUCGAUCAUGUAGCAAAAGACUACGUCAGACUGCUCAAAUUCGGUGACAGUCUGUACCGUUGUAAACAACUGAAGAAAGCCGCUCUUGGUCGCAUGGCAACAAUAAUGCGCCGACAAAAGGAUCCUCUGGCAUACCUUGAACAAGUCCGCCAGCAUAUCUCUCGUCUCCCUGCAAUCGAUCCGAAUACCCGAACCCUUCUCAUCUGUGGAUACCCCAACGUCGGAAAGUCAUCCUUCAUAAAUAAAGUCACUCGCGCGGACGUAGACGUCCAACCGUAUGCCUUCACCACAAAAUCCCUCUUCGUCGGACAUCUCGAUUACAAAUACCUUCGAUGGCAAGUCAUCGACACGCCGGGGAUAUUAGAUCACCCGCUAGAAGAUAUGAACACGAUCGAAAUGCAAAGUAUCACCGCCCUAGCGCAUCUCAAAAGCUGUGUAAUGUAUUUUAUGGAUCUGAGUGAGCAGUGUGGGUACUCUAUCGAGGCUCAGCCUCUAUUCGCCGGCAAACCUACUCUCCUCGUCAUAAACAAAAUCGAUGUCAAACGGUUAGAAGACGUCGAACCUGAGUCCCGCGCGCUUGUACAGGAGAUCAUCGACUCUGAGGGCGUUGACGUCGUGCAAGUCUCUUGCUACUCAGAGGAAGGUGUUAUGGACCUAAAAAACAAGGCCUGCGACGCCCUUCUGGCACAUCGUGUCGACUCGAAAAUGAAGGGCAGCAAGAUCAACUCUGUCAUCAACCGUAUUCAUGUCGCGCAGCCCAAAGCCCGCGAUGACAUCGUCAGAGCGCCGUUCAUCCCAGAAAUUGUUCAAGCACGCAAGAAAUACGACAAGAACGAUCCUAACCGUAAGAAACUGCUUCGCGAUAUCGAACUCGAAGAGGGUGGAGCUGGUGUAUUCAAUAUCAACAUGAAAGAGAGCUACCUUCUUGCCAAUCCCGAAUGGAAGAACGAUAUCAUGCCUGAGAUCAUGGAGGGCAAGAACAUCGCUGACUUCAUCGACUCCGACAUCGCAGAGAAACUCGAGGCUUUGGAGCGUGAAGAGGAACGUCUCGAAGCGGAAGGGUUUUACCAGUCUGACGAUGAUAUGUUCGAUUCAGAUGAUGAGCGAGAAGCGGCAGCUGCCAAAAUCUCAUUGAAGCACAAAAUCAAAUCGCAGUCCAUCAAGAAGUCUCUCAAGAACCAAUCGCGCCUUCCUCGUACAGCCGGCCUACGUACUCUCACCGAGCUCACCGAUGAGCUCACGAAAGCCGGCUACGACCCGAGUAAGAUCGAAGAGCGGGCGAAGAUGCUCGCCAAGCUACAGGGCGCGCAGCAGAAGAAACGCAAGAGGGAUGAUGAUGACGAUGACGACGACGUUGACAUGGAUGCAGACGAGGGUGAUGAUGCGGAUGGCGCCUGGAUGGACGUCGACGGUGAGGAGGAUGUAUCACCCAAGAGAGCCAAGGGCAACUCGGGUGCAGUCAUUGCCACGAACAAACGUGCCCCAAGAUCGAAUCGUCAGCUUGCCGGUCUGCGGGACGAAGGGCAAGCAACGAAAGCUAACCAACUUCGUAACUUCAUGCAACGCCCACGCAACAUGCAUGCCAAAGCCGGAGAAAGUGAUCGUGCGAUCCGCGUUAAAAUGCCAAAACAUUUGUUCUCAGGGAAACGGAAAGGAGGGAAAACAGACAGGCGGUAA